AUGGCAGAAGCCAUAGGAGGGGUUAAAGACGCAUCGAACGAACUCCGAAAGCUCGUGGAUGAGUUACAUUCCCUCGCCCAAGUUCUUUUCGUCUUACAGGAUCAUGCUCGUGGCGACGGGUUGCUUCGAUCCGCGGCACUGCAGAGACUUAAUGACCAAAAUGGACCGCUUUCGGGGUGUGCGUUGGAACUAAAAACACUUCAGAGGAAGUUGGAACCUAAACCGGGGCUGCGGGGAAUGGUGAAGUAUCUUUUGUGGCCACUCAAGGAGAAAGAAACCCUUAAAUAUAUCGAUAGUAUAGAACGGUAUAAGAGCUUGUUCAAUCUAGCGUUGACAACUGAUUAUUUUGCCUUAUCAAGAACUAUUGACGGAUGCAUAGUAGGUUGGCUGCGAAACAAGAUACUUAAUUGGUUAUAUUUCGGAAACUUCGCCCAAAAGCAUGUCGAAAUUAGUGGAAGGAGACAAAAACACACGACGGGUUGGAUUUUUGGAACAGCAGAAUUCAAGAACUGGUUGAAAGAUCAGCCUGAUUAUUUGAUGCUUUGGGGCUAUGGAAUUCCUGGAGCAGGAAAAACAUUUAUAAGCUCUUCGAUAAUCGACUACCUGACAACCCAGAAAUCAGGUAAAAACCUUGUUAGACAACUCGCCCGUCAAAUGGAUCACUUACCGGAAACACUCGAACAGCUAUUGCGCCAAGGGGGUGUUUCUCCUUUGGGAUGUCUUACGUUCUUAUCGCUUGGUGUUAACUACCACAAUAUAUCUAUGGGAUUGGUCCAAUACGCAGCAUACUACCUGGGUUCUCACCUAAAAAAUUGCGAAAAAAGCUCGACAGUGGAUAUCCUACUUGUUUUUCUUAAGAAGCUAAAAGCACUUCGGUAUAGGCCGAACAUAUCGAUUGAUAGAGAUACUGCAAGUAUAGUAGAUUUAGUCUGUACGAGAGAUAGCACACCACUGCAGUCAGCAUGUAUAUUAGGCAAAUUCCGCCUUUUAGAAGAGGUCCCCAGUACUAUAUCGGUUAUCGGAUUCAAAGCACUACUCGCUGCAUCAUCCGCUGGUCAUGAGGAGAUUAUUGAUCUUCUGACUGCAAACGGUGCUGAUAUCCCGUUUCGAAUCUCCAACGGAACGAAUGUACUUCACAUAGCAGUAAGGCAAUAUAGUGCUAUUUACAACGAAAUGGUGAAACUUCUCCGUUCGUUGGUUGGCCUAGUAAUAAGGAGAGGGUAUAUCGAGUUAGUCUUUGUCAUACUUAAACAUUCUCCAGAUAUCUUAUAUCGCGAUGCCCUUAACUUUCCCCCGGUUCACUAUAUGGUCAUCAUGGGGAACCUGGAGGCUGUUUUGUUGUUACUUGAGGAGGGCUGGGAUGUUGAUUUUAAAGGGCCUGAAGGGCGUACCGCGCUUCAUUUUGCAGCGUCUAUUGGUUCUAGCGAGAUGGUCGAACUCUUGCUCCAGAAAGGUGCAAGUCUAUCACUCUACGACGAUGAUGAGGAUACCCCGCUGGAUAAGGCAAUAAGGUCAAAUUGUCAGGAAGUGAUCAUUCAAAUGAUCAAUAGCGGCGCGGAUGUCACGACUAUCAAUGCAAAUGGACGGAGCUCUCUUGAUCUAGCAAUAUCAGAGGGUUCUAGUGAGAUUGUUCGCCUGUUAACCGAGAAGAAUGCGAUCCCAUCAACAUGA
Morchella sextelata is the source of this 1671-nucleotide messenger RNA. RefSeq lists its product as uncharacterized. The transcript has 11 exons. NCBI's taxonomy places the organism in Eukaryota, Fungi, Ascomycota, Pezizomycetes, Pezizales, Morchellaceae. The record is from RefSeq and is a predicted model, not a curated record. Gene Ontology annotation, molecular function: protein binding. The coding region runs from base 1 to 1671 and encodes 556 amino acids.